CAAAGUGUCGUGGAGCUGCUUUCAGCAUGCGGCGCGAAUCAUCUAUCAACCUCCGAAACACGAAUUCCACUACCACGACCACCACCACUCUCCAUCCAUAUCACCCCAUCCACCAUUCACACUCACUACUCUGCAGCCCGACCGAGCAACCACAACUACACAAUGUCCGACUCAGAACUCUCUUCCCUCGACGGGGGUUCGUCCCCUGCCCUUCAGGCGGCACCAGAACAUGCCGCCAUCGCCUCCCCCGAGAAGCCGACGGGCAAUCGCUACGACACAAUGUUCGGCUCGGACCACGAAGAUGCCAGCGACGAGGAAGACGCGCAGACGCGCAAACGCGUGGGCAAGACCACGGCCGACGACGAGAACCCCAACCUCACUACCACCAACGACGAUGACGACGACGAGCCACUGGACGACCUUUUCGGCGAUGACGACGAAGCCCAGGCACGGGACAAGGAAUUGUUCUCGGACGCGGAACUCGGCGCCACGCCUGCGGCCGUCCGCGACUCGCCUACCCCCGAACCCGAGCGCUUCGUCGAGAUCACACUCCCGCGACAUCCUGGUCCCGGUGCCGGCAGCGAUUCCCACCUGUACCUCAUGAAGAUCCCGUCCUUUCUCUCGAUGGAGCCCCAACUCUUCGACCCGGAGAAAUUCGUCCUUCCCCACAUCUCCGCAGGCGAGACCACAUCCGCGUACACCAAGGCGACGACCGCGAUCCGCGUCCGCCGUGACCCCCGCAACCCCGCGCAGCUCCAAAGCAACGCGCGCGUCAUCCGCUGGAGCGACGGCAGCAUGUCGCUCCAAAUCGCGUCGUCGCCCACCCUCUACGACCUCCCGCUCAAGGACCUAACCGUUGACCCCACCCAGCCGAGCAAAUACAAGCCAUCGCAAGACUCGCACACCUUCGUGCUGGACCCGCACGAGAGCGCGGGCACGCUCCGCGUCGUCGGCCACGCCACGCGCUCGCUCAACGUCGUCUCCGCCAGCGUUAACCUCGCGUCGGACUACGCGAUCCAGCGGCUUCACAACGAGCUGCAGUCUGCAGUCCCCACCCCGAGCCGCACCACGCCGCUCGAGCUCAGCGAGCUGAAGGAUCCUGAGGCGGAGCGCAAGGAGGCAGAGCGCAUAGCCAAGGAGAAGGAGCGCGCCAACCGCAAGCUCGAGGCCCAGCGCCGCAGGGCAAGAGAUCGCGAUCCCCUCGAGUCCGCUGCUAAACGUUCUUACGCCAGAGUCACGGGUACGAGGAGCAAGCGCGAUUCGCCACCGAUCACCAGGGGCGGCCGCGUCCGUGAGGAUGAGUACGACCUUGAGGAUGAGUUUAUCGAGGGCAGCGAUGAUGAGGAGGAGGAGGCGGAGGCGACGGAUGACGACGAUGAGGAGGAGGAUAUGGAGGAGCGGCCCGCUAGACGCCAGAGGGGCGAGAGUCGUGAUCGGAAGAGGAGGAGGGUCGUCGAUAGUGAUGAGGAGUAACCUACGCACACACGCAUAGGGAGCGGUGUAUUUAAUGAACUGAACAUAGGAGCGCUUGGAAUGGUU
This is a messenger RNA of Tricharina praecox, 1539 nucleotides long. Its product is annotated as Leo1-like protein-domain-containing protein. The record is from RefSeq and is a predicted model, not a curated record. NCBI's taxonomy places the organism in Eukaryota, Fungi, Ascomycota, Pezizomycetes, Pezizales, Pyronemataceae. Gene Ontology annotation, cellular component: nucleus; Cdc73/Paf1 complex. Gene Ontology annotation, biological process: positive regulation of transcription elongation by RNA polymerase II; transcription elongation by RNA polymerase II. Gene Ontology annotation, molecular function: RNA polymerase II C-terminal domain phosphoserine binding. The coding region runs from base 163 to 1473 and encodes 436 amino acids. The transcript is spliced from 2 exons.